AUGAGGAAAACAGAGCCGUUAAACAUGAAAGAAAUAGAACAAAUAUCAAAGUCAAAGGACGGUAUAUACAAGUUUGAUCUUUCACGCAUUACACCAGAUGUUUUUGAGCAACUUCUUAAAUCAAUUCCUGAUAAAUUUUCCUCGAAAGCUGUUGGCCUUGGAUUUAAUUGCGACUUACUCAUUCGAACAAAUAGAAAGAAUGAACAAUUGCAAGAAGAAGAUCCGAGAUCAAAUAAACGACCAGUAUAUCCGUUAACUUUGCUAAAUUCAACUUGCAGACAGAAAAAAGACUUCACGAAGAAAUUGGUAAAAACCCUUUGCACAACUAUUUCAGAAUCACAAAUACUCGAGUUUUUGAAAUUUAGAACAAUUCCUUUCUCACAAGUUGAUAUUGAUUUACUCGCUAAUGCAAUUUUUUCAAGCAACACAUUACGUGUUUUAAGAUUUUGCGAUAUUCCUUUAGGAGAUAAAGGAUUUUCGAGGUUAUGUCGGUCUCUCAGAAAGCGUUCAAUAGUCGAAGUUCAAUUCAGAAAGUGUGAGCUUACAGAUGAAUGCACUUGUGAUUUACGCUCUCUGCUCGCAUUUCAUGUUUUUGUUCAAUCAGAAGCAGAUUGGAAAGAUCAUGUAUUAGGUGUUCCAUCGCAAAAUGUUUGCCUUCAAUCUCUUGAUCUCAGGAAUAACGAAUUUACAUAUCAAUUUAUUAAUAUUAUUGAAGAUGCUCUUCUUGAUGUUCCUCUCAAACUUUUAGAUCUCCGCGGAAAUAAUGGCUUGACACAAACAAUGGUCAAAAAAAUGCAGUCCAAAGUACCACAAACAAAAAUAUUAUGCGGAAUAUGUCCAGAUGUCAAGUUUGAGAAACCAAAAGAAGAACCACCUCAACAAGAGCCUCAGAGGAGAUCCUCAAGUCGUGCAUCAAACAAAUUCAAACGUAUUCAUGAUUUGGAAGAGGAAAAUCAGAGAUUAAGAGCUCUUAUAGAAGAACUUCAAAUAGGUGUUAAUGUUGCAAAUCUUGAACCAGGUCUAAUGAUUGUUGGUCCGCGUGCCAAGGAUCUUGUUACAGAAAUUACUAAAUUAGAUAAUCUACUUGGAACCCUUGAGGGCAUCUCACCUGCUCCGUUCUUGCAGUCAACUAGAGUUCAUGUUAAGGAUGAAGCUAAAAAGAAGCUUACUUCAAAGAAGCAGCCAAAGAAAUAUGCUCGAAAAUAA
Molecule: messenger RNA, 1206 nt
Organism: Trichomonas vaginalis G3
Lineage: Eukaryota; Parabasalia; Trichomonadida; Trichomonadidae
Product: centrosomal protein of 78 kDa family
Exons: 1
Coding region: 1-1206 (401 amino acids)
Source: RefSeq, a predicted model, not a curated record